AGUCGGACGGGCGAGUGACAUGGCUGAAGAUGCGGCGCUCGGCAUUGUUGAGGCCGGGGAACUCAUCUGGGUCGUCGCUGUCGGGUGGCCCAUGGGGGACGGGGAUCUCGCCGGGGAUGGCGUCGAUAUGGUGUUGGUGGACCAUGGCGAAUUAUGUCUUAAUCCCGGGGGGGGGGGGAUUUAUGGUUCUUUUUGGGGGGGGGGGGAAAUGCUGAGAAUGUGGUUGGCUGGCACCUAAGAGAUGUGUGGCUGGCCAGUGGUGGUUGGUGAGGGGUGCAAGUAUGCGACUGUCUAAGUGACUGUCUAAGCAAGCGAUGGCUCAAUACCAAGAGCGGAAAGAGACGGAGGGCGACUGGAUAUUUAAAAGCCAAGUCGACUGAAGAGGAAGGAUUGAAGUCGAUCCAAGGAUGGUGAGCUUGUCUCGGCAAGACAGAGACUCCAGAAACAGCAGCGACGGUGGGCAGUAUUUGAACAAGACGGCGGCGUCGAGGACCAAAGUCAAUGGCAUGCGACAAGACGCACCUGGGCGAAGCAUCGCGAGCUGGAAGCAGCCAGUCAGAGGCAGCAGAGCAACACCGUGGGCAAUCCUCUGGCUCGCAGCUUCUUCUGCAAAGGCCUUUGCCCGAGCGGACGGCGGGUGGUCCAUCAGAUCCAUGGUACAUAGCGGCAGUACUCCGUCCGGCGCAAGCCUCAGAGAAACGUGCCUAGGACCGGGAAGCAGGGGGGCGAACGCCGAGAGAUCCAGGCGAGAUCCCAGCCAGGCCAUGGAUGGACAAGCAUUUGGCAGACUCGAGCCGGCGUGGACAGGCGUGGGCAGGCCAUUCGCAUUGCUGGUUCCCCACCGCGCUGGGGCCGUGGAUUCCAGGUUGACUGGAAUGGAGCACAACGGCGGAUCCUAUGACGAAGCCGGCCGAGUCGUAGCAGAGCGGCGCGGACGAAGAGGGCAAAUGCGCGCGUGA
Ilyonectria robusta is the source of this 959-nucleotide messenger RNA. RefSeq lists its product as uncharacterized. The record is from RefSeq and is a predicted model, not a curated record. Lineage: Eukaryota; Fungi; Ascomycota; Sordariomycetes; Hypocreales; Nectriaceae. Bases 408 to 959 code for a protein of 183 amino acids. The transcript has a single exon.